UGUUUUAUAGGAAAAAUUAACCUUGUGACAGUGUGCAGAAUGUGUUAGCAAGGAUGAACUUGGAGGCAAAGAGUUCAGGUGGGAGAUUGUGGAAGGAAUCCAGGUUUGGGGUGGUAGAAAUCUGAGCUACUGAGGUGGGGAAGUUGCAAAGGUAGAAAUUUUAGUAACAGCAAUCCAGCAACCAUUUAUGGAACAUCUAGUUGUCACACACACACACACUGUAUAUAUGUAAAAUUUAAUCCCCAUGAGGCUAUGAUCUAGAUUUUUAAAAAGUAUCCCUAUUUUAUAGAUAUGGAAACUGAAACUCCGAGAGGUCAGGUACCUUGUUUAAGGUCACACAGCAGUAUGUGUGGAAGUAGUGGAGCUGGAAUUUGAAUGAGUCUAGGUCAGCCUGGCCUAAAGCCUGUGCAUCACACCUGUAUCUGGGAGCAAGGGACAGAAUGGUUUGAAUAGUUGAAAGUGUUAUCAGGUAGAUGCACUGUUGGCAUUGAAAGGGGAAUUUGGGAGGAGAAGCUGUUUUGGGCUGAGGGUAGAAUAUGAGUUUUGGUUGAGAUUAAAGUGAUGGCUAAACAUUUGCAUGGACAGUUGGCAAUAUGGACUAGCACUUGGAUAAUAGGACAAAUAUGGGAAUAUUGAAUUGUUGGUUAUUCCUGUGUUGGUAAACAGAAAACCAAAAGACCCAGGUCUGAGCCCUGGGUGCCACAGAAGAAUCCAAAAACGAGGCAAUUGGGAUGCAGGGAGGAAGAUCCCAGAAGAAAAGAAGAGUUAAUAUCAAAUCAUUCCAGGCCUCACUGAUGCUCACAUAUAUUCUGAGCUUCCUGCCUCUGUCAGAUCAGAAAGAGGCCUCCCUCGUGAGUUGGGCUUGGUACCGUGCCGCCCAGAAUGCCCUUCGGGAGAGCCUGGGCCUCAAGGGCAUCUGCUGCAUCCGCCUGACCAACCUGGAUGGCUCUCCAGCUUCACACCAGAUGCUACAAUCUGUUGCUUACCACCUGGGCCCACACCUGCAGAGCUUGUCCCUGGGUGGAGGCAGUCCCACAGAGGCCUCCUUUGUGGCCCUGAUCCUGGGCUGCCCAGCCCUGUGUGUCCUUGACCUCAGUGGCUGCAAUAGCCUCUUCACCUCGGGCACACUGCUGGCUCAGCCCGAGAUGGCACAGAGCGUCCGGCAGGCUUUGAGCGGCCUCCGUGAGCUCAACCUGGCUGGCCUGCGAGACCUGGCUGACCUCAGCUUCAACCGGCUCAGCAGCUGUGCCCCCAGCCUGGAGCGCCUCUCCUUGGCAUACUGCCACCUCACCUUCGAGCUAGGCCCAGCCCGAGGGUCCAUCGGCCCCCAAGACUCCUCUCCCUCCCAGUUCUCCUUCUGCAACCUGCUGCGAUUCGUGCAAGAGCGGGCUGGCAGGCUGCGUGCCCUGGACCUGAGUGGCACUGGCUUGCCACCCGAGGCCCUGCGGGCCCUGGGCCAGGUAGCUGGGCUGCAGCUUCAGGAGCUGAGCCUGCACAGCUGCCGGGACCUCUCCACAGAGGCUGUGGCUACCCUGUGCUUCCAGCAACCAGGCCUUACCUCCCUGGACCUCAGUGGCUGCUCAGAACUGACUGAUGGGGCGCUCUUGGCCGUGAGCCGUGGCCUGCGGCACCUGCGGCGCCUGAGCCUGGGGAAGCUGCAGCGGCUGACAGACGCAGGAUGUACAGCUCUGGGUGGCCUGCAGGAGCUGCAGAGCCUCGACAUGGCCGAGUGCUGUCUGGUGAGAGGGCGGGAACUGGCCCAGGCCCUGAGCUCUGUGCACGGGGCUCCAUCCCAGCUGGCCUCCCUCAGCCUGGCCCACUGUUCUUCAUUGAAGGAUGCCUCAGUGCUCUCCAUGAUCCCAGCGCUGGGCCUGAGCCUCAGGGUGCUAGACCUGUCCUCCUGUGUGGCCCUCACCAACCGGACCCUGCAGGCCAUCUGCACCUAUCUCACCCACCUCUCAGUCCUGCGCCUGGCUUGGUGCAGGGAGCUCUGUGACUGGGGGCUUCUGGGGCUGGGGGAGCCUGUGCAGGGGAACCAGGUGCGGGACCCUCAAGGUCUUGGAGGACGGGGUGGCCCCUGGGCUCAGCUGCCCUCCUGCCCCUCCCAAGUCUCUGUAGGAGUAUUUAAGGGCAAACUCAGGAGGAACCUGAGAAGCAAGGGCUUCUUCCCACAGUCACGCCCAGAGCUGGAGCAUCAGGCCUCAGGUACCAAGGACCCCUGUCCCGAGCCACAGGGCCCCUCCCUGCUCAUGCUGCGGGCCCUGCAGGAGUUGGACCUCACAGCCUGCAGCAAGCUGACCGAUGCCAGUUUAGCCAAGGUGCUCCAGUUUCCCCAGCUGAGGCAGCUGUCCCUUAGCCUGUUGCCAGAACUCACAGACAACGGCUUGGUGGUUGUGGCCAGGGGCUGUCCUAGCCUGGAGCACUUGGCGCUGAGUCACUGCAGCCGCCUCAGUGACAAGGGCUGGGCCCAGGCAGCCAGCUCCUGGCUGAGGCUGCAGCAUCUCAAUCUGUCCAGCUGCAGUCAGCUCACAGAGCAGACACUGGAUGCCAUUGGGCAGGCGUGCAGGCAGCUCCGGGUGUUGGAUGUGGCCAUGUGCCCUGGCAUCAACAUGGCCGCCGUCAGACGCUUCCAAGCCCAGCUGCCCCAGGUGUCCUGCGUCCAGUCCCGCUUCGUGGGAGGGGCUGACCUGACCCUAACACUCUGAGGCCGGGUCAGUAACCAGCCCUGCAGCACAGCCUCCUUGACUCCCCCAGUCUCCAACCCUGGCCUUGACCUGGGUUGCUUCUUGCCUCCCUCUACUGCAGACCCUCUAGGACUGGGGGUGGGGCCCAUCCAGGGCAGCCCAGAGGGAACAUCCUGCCACACCACCUGGCAGUAGCCUCUUCCAGCUACACGUCGUUGCCACAGGCCCCUGGAAAUGCUACCUACAUGUUGCUGCCACAGGCUCCUGCUCUCUGGCCAAGCCCUAGGUGGGAGGCCAGGCCCCCAGCUGGCAGGGUCUGGUGCUGGGAGGAGCAGAGCCUCUGCCUCUUGCCUGCCCUCCUCUCAGACCUAAGGCUGGGCUCCACCUACUCCUGUGGGACUCUCCCAGCACCCUGUGUGCACUGAGCUUCAGCAGCUGAGCCCAGGUCUGUGCUGUAAAUCCUAGGAUUAAACAUUCCAGAUAGUA
Messenger RNA from Pongo pygmaeus (Bornean orangutan), 3170 nucleotides. RefSeq names its product F-box/LRR-repeat protein 2-like. Gene Ontology annotation, biological process: SCF-dependent proteasomal ubiquitin-dependent protein catabolic process. Bases 732 to 2705 code for a protein of 657 amino acids. The transcript is spliced from 6 exons. Gene Ontology annotation, molecular function: protein binding. Lineage: Eukaryota; Metazoa; Chordata; Mammalia; Primates; Hominidae. Gene Ontology annotation, cellular component: SCF ubiquitin ligase complex. The record is from RefSeq and is a predicted model, not a curated record.